Molecule: messenger RNA, 2202 nt
Organism: Prorocentrum cordatum
Lineage: Eukaryota; Dinophyceae; Prorocentrales; Prorocentraceae
Source: the annotation of a GenBank genome assembly
AUGUCGCUGCCCGACGACGGCAGUCGCAGCGGUGGCUUGGCGGCGCCGCUGCUCGGCUUCGUGCUGCACUGCUGGUCGGAGGGCGCCUCGGUGGCCAAGGUUCUGCUUAGCGCUGCCGAUGGUGCGCGGCUCGGUCAGGAAAUCCUCGACCUGCUUCGGGGCAAGCCGCCUGACGCGAGCGAGGGGCUGAGGUCCGCUGCCGAGGCCUGGUGGCCACGCGCAACUGGGCAGCUCAGCGCUGCACAGGGAGGCGUGGGUGCGGAGGCGACCGACGACAGCGGACGCGACGCAAGUCAUGCGCAGCUGGCGGGCGCUGAGAGAGACGCUGAGGGAGACGACGGCGCCCCUCCCGGCGACCACCCGCCGAAGGACGGAGGAGGAGCCUCAGGGGCCAGCGGCCCCCCUGAGCAUGGCGAGCGGCCAUUUCCUCCAGGCCAGAGGCGCUACGCCGAGUACGCCUGCUCUGCGGCGGUGGCGUUCGACACCGCAGCGCUGGCGCGUGCGCGACCAGAGCACCCCUUCGUGGGCAAGCGCGCCAGCCCAGGCAGCGACGAGCAGGCCGACGGGCACGGGCAGACCGCAGGAGCGCUCGCCGAGGAGCCAGCGCGGCUGGCUACUGAGCCGCUGGACGGGCCGUCCACGGACCGCCGCGCCCGCGCGGCCAGCGACGCCGCCCGCGGCGAAUGGCAGCGGGCGGGACGCCGCCCUGGGAGCGGAGCUCGCCCCGCAGCUCGCCGGGAGUUGGCCCAGGAAGUUGCGGCGCAGGGAGCGCACGACUGGGCCCAGCGGCGGGCUGCGGCAGCCGAGCAAAACAGAAGGGAGACAGCCGCCGUGGAGCUGCAGAGGCACGGGCGCGGUUUGCUGGCCAGGCGGGCGCGGGCGGAGGUAUCAAUGGCGGCGACUACGCCCGCGACGCCUCCCGCGCAGACCAGGCGGCGGGCAGCACAGAAGCAAAAGGGGAAGCUGAGAGAGCUGCAGGCCCUGAACGACGCCGCGCUAGAGGAGGCCUACCAGGCGCAGCUGCUGGCGACGGCAGAGGCGGUGAAGGCGUCCACCGCGCAGGAGGAGCUGCUGGGGCCUGACGACAUGAGCAAGAUGCAGGAGAGCUGCCAGGGCGACCAGGGCAGGCACCUGCACUUCUACGGCAAGGAGGUGUGCAACGGCUACGUUAUGACCGCCUACGCCGCGGAGGGGCAGGGCGAACAGGGCAGGCACCUGAGCAUCGACGAGGAGGAGGUGAGCAACGGCGACGGCAAGAGCGCCUGCGCCGCCACAGAGGAGCAGGAGCCGCUGGGGCCCGACGGGGAGAGCCUGAAAUUCAAGGGCGACCAGGGCAGGCACUUGCAUUUCGACAGCACGGAGGGCUACCAGAGCAGUCACUUGCACGUCAACGGGAAGAAGGUGAGCAACGGCGUCUCGCUGAGGGCUGACGCUGAGACGGAAGCCCAGACACUGCAGAACGGCAACAAGGCGAGUUACGACGACAGCCAGGAGGCGGAGGUUGCCCGCACGGCAAAGGCAGACGGCACCCUCUGGGCCAAGAGUGUUGCAGGCGUGCGGGGCCAGGCCCACGGCGCGGAGAUCCAUGCUGUGGAGGAGCUGACGGCUGGGCUGCAGAAGGACCUGGCAGCGGCGGGCGCGCAGAAGGCACUCGCCCUGAAGGACGCCGCGGACCUCGCGAUGGAGCUCAUCCGCGAGGAAGUCGAGGCGCGCACGGGCAUCGCCCUCGGCGCCUUCAACGUCACAGAGCGGGCGCCCGCCCGCAACGGCCUCGCUGCGGCCGUGCGCGGAGGCCUCAGCACGGCAGACCUCGUGCAGCGGUGGAUCGAGGCCCUCACGGCCCACGCUGGUGAGGCAGGCCGGAGCAGGGCGCCAGGUUCGCCCGACGACGCCGAGGACGAGGAGGAUGGUGACCUGAUGCCCGAGUGGCGCAGGGUCGAGGCGCUGAAGAAGGAGCUCAAGGUUGCCAAGGCCGAGGUGGCCACGGCGGACACCGAGGCCAGCUCCCUCAAGGCCUCCGCGCUGGCCGCGGCCGAGCGGUCCAAGAAGGCUGGACAGAUGAACGAGUCUGCCAGGGCCGAGUCCGAGGCCGCCGCGGAGAAGCUGCGGGCGGCGAAGGCCAUCGCCGCCGAGGCCGCCGCCCGGCUCAAGGAGGCGGAGGAGGCCUCGAAGGCCGCGGCGCGGGAGAGCUCAAGGAGGUGA